UCCGCCACAGACUAAUGAAGCUCGCACGAAAUCCUCCCACGUUGGUUAAGCCCCCGACAGCUGCGUUUCUCCACCCUCGCCAGCUUGCUCCCUCCCUCAAUCCCACGAAGCUCCGUCUCACUGUCCCACAACAAGCGAGCAGAGGAACGAUUUCAGCACCAGGACAGAUCCUGCACCGUCUAAUGGCAACAUGGCGACAGAGUUCCACAACCUGCAGGUGCUGCACCAUAGUGCCUCAUUGGCCACCAAGGUCUUCAUCCAGAGGGACUACACUGAAGGGACCGUCUGCAAAUUCCAGACCAAGUUCCCCGCUGAACUUGACAGCCGGAUCGAGAGGACUCUCUUCGAGGACACGGUGAAGACGCUCAACAACUACUACGCCGAGGCGGAGAAGAUCGGGGGCCAGUCGUAUCUGGAGGGCUGCCUGGCCUGCGCCACGGCCUACAUCGUCUUCCUCUGCAUGGAGACGCGCUACGAGAAGGUGCUGAAGAAGAUCUCCAAGUACAUCCAGGAGCAGAACGAGAAAAUCUACGCACCCCGAGGCCUACUCAUCACUGACCCCAUUGAGAGGGGCAUGAGGGUGAUUGAGAUCUCCAUCUUUGAAGACCGGGGUUCCAGUGGCUCCAGCUCCGGCUCCAGCUCCACCUCCAGCAGCAGCGGUCGGUGACUGGAGGACCAGCACCAGGGUACUUCACCCGGCCUCGCUUAGAGCCUCCCCAGACUUUUUUGCGCAUUUCUAGAGGUUAGUCGCUCACCCCCACACCGAACACCUGAUCGGUCGCGCCCCCUCUGGGACUAGGGGGGGUUUGCUGUGCUCGAUAGCCAUCAUGUUUCACCCCUGUGGAUACCCAACCUGGGGCUGAUGAUACCAGAGGAUUUUCGGCAGCUGCCGCUGAGCCAUUUGUACAUUGUGCACCCUUACACAGGAACCAUCAAAUGCAUGAGACUGUCUGUCUGUCUGUCUGUACAGCAAAGUGGGUGUAUUGUGAAUGCGUGGAAGUAUUGUAUUGAUGUUCUGUAAAACAAAAAAAAAGAGUGUAGGGAGGAAUGGGGGGGGGGGGCUGUUGGGAAUGGGGGGGUCGAUUGCAUGAAUGAAUGGGAACUAACAGGUUAUAUGGGAAUGAAGAGGAAUUACGGGAAAUUGUAUUGGAACUGAUCAGCACAGGUGUGUGUUAUGAUGGAACGGGAUGAGAAUCAGGAUUAUAGGGUUAUAAGGCCAGACUCACUGCCAGUCCAGAGUGGAUAUUGUUUUAUUGUACUAUGUGAGCUUGGGUAAGGGACUAACAGGGAAAGGACACACCAAAUAUCUGCUGGAGAGGUUGCUGCGGUGUUAGCUUCUUAUAGCAGGAAACACCCAGUAGGUCAGCUACUGCAGUCAUAUACAUGCAUACAGCAGGGAGAUAGGUAACAUUUCAGGGAGAAGGAUGUUUUAUAUGGGCGAGUACAGAAACUGACAAAUAUAUCCAGCAGGGGGAGAUAGUGAAGCCCACAGUCGAGAGCAGGGGGUCAGUCCUGUAGUUUAGGGGGCCAAAGAGAAGGGGUCCACAAGGCAGAUGGACAGGAGAAAGCAUGUGUCCUCUGGGAUUUUCUGUAUAAAACCAAGUUUACACCACUGUACAUUCUGAUGCAAAGUGUCUGUUAUAUUGAUGUAGCGACCCACAAGCUAAAAAUGGGAUCAAGCAAGUCUUCCAACCGACAGAAAGGAAGUGGAGCUCACUUCUUUCAUGCAUUAAAAAAGAAACCUCCAAAGAAUUCAUGCUUCACCACUGCUGCGAGUCAAAAACUGAUGUCAAUCACAAUCAAGUGUCUUUCUUUAUUGACAUAUUUUUGUGGUUAUAUUUAUGCAAAGUCUACAUCAAACUUUUUAUCGUUGGAUACUUAAAAUGUAAAACUGUAUUGACUUAUAUAA
Messenger RNA from Megalops cyprinoides (Indo-Pacific tarpon), 1909 nucleotides. It is a transcript of the gene golga7ba, whose product is annotated as golgin A7 family, member Ba. Bases 191 to 667 code for a protein of 158 amino acids. Gene Ontology annotation, cellular component: palmitoyltransferase complex. The record is from RefSeq and is a predicted model, not a curated record. NCBI's taxonomy places the organism in Eukaryota, Metazoa, Chordata, Actinopteri, Elopiformes, Megalopidae. Gene Ontology annotation, biological process: protein targeting to membrane; peptidyl-L-cysteine S-palmitoylation. The transcript is spliced from 6 exons.